AUGGCCUCACCUUUCUCCAUCGUUACUGGCCCUGAUGAAAGCUGUGUCUCGGGCUGGGAACGCGAGGGCCAUGUUUCGAAACGUCGUAAGACAAAGCCGACCGGCACCCCACGACCCCCGCGAGAGAUCGGGAUAAUGAGGGAGACCCAACGCGAUGGUUCAGCGACCUUUCUUGGUAGCUCAAGUGGAAUUCAUUUCAUCAGGACAGUACACAGUGCGUUUGUGCGCCGAUCGGCAGACCUGCAUAGGGCACGAAUCACCAAGGAAGGCCUAGUACCUGGCGAGGACGACCAGUUGCAGAGAUCUGCUAGUCACUCACGGCAGGUGGAAGAGCUGUGCUCCAACAAUGAAUUGGAAUUGGACCCUGACUUGUGCUUUUCAUUCGAAGACAUGGUUCGAUGGUCGCGGAGUUACUUCCAGAACUGGCACCCUAUGUUUCCUUUUCUUCAUGCCCCGGAUAUCCUGGAAAUGAUGGAAAGGGCGAGUGAGAGCGGAUUAAAGUCUUUGAAUCGGACCAGCCAGGCCAUAUUACGGUCCGUGUUCACUAUAUCGACUAUCGACAAACGCCAGAUCCAGCACUCGAGGAUGACGGCGGACCUCGUGCCCGCUAUACUUGUUUACCGAACUACGCAAGAGGCAAUGGAGAGUAUUCACGGCCUACUGCUUGAACCAGCGACAGUCACUUUACUUCAGACAGCUCUGAGUGUUCAGAUCAUGCUUCUGUCCCUUUUGCGGCUUAACGCAGCUUCUCGACUGGGAGGGCUGAUCACUCGAGUAGUCUUUCAUCUAGGCCUCCAUCGCUGCCCCGCACGAUACUCCUGCUUCGGUCCCAAAGAUGUCGAGAUGAGACGUCGUAUCUUCUGGUCUGUGUAUUGCUUGGAACGCUACCUUUCCCAGGCCCUUGGCACCCCUCUAACUAUCCAGGAUGAUGAUGUCGAUGUGUGCUAUCCAGGCAACGAGCGCCAUGAAAAGACAGCGGUAGUGCCCCAAGUCCAGGUUAUUCCCGUCAAUCUGCGUCUAUUGACCUAUUUGGCGAAAUUCUCCCGAGUCAGGGGGCUUAUUUUGGAACUCCGAAACAAAUCCACUAUGCAUAGCCAUGAUGAUCCCUCCCAGGCUGCAUAUGUGGGUGGUGAGCUAGCCCAGUGGUGGAAUGAUGUGUACGAUGAUGUGUUUCCUAUGGAAGAGCUGGUGGAUCAGGAGGGAAAAAAUGAGCCAUCUCUCCCGUCCUACCACCGCCUCCUCCUCAUUGUGCAUCGGCACGAGGCUAUCAUAGCAAUGCACCGACCCUUACUGGCUGGACCGAAAUUUUCACCAGACUACAAAUCGGCGUUGCAGACCUGUAUUGAAUCUUCGCGGUCCCUGUUAACUGCUCUGAAAAAGUACCUAGCAGCUCAACCGGCAGGGAAUGAGGACACGGGCACUAGGAAUCCAGGAGCUAGUCAAUCCCCAUUGAGCUGGUCCUCGUUUACCUGGGCGGUUUGGAUGGCUUGCCUCAUCAUCAUGUACGCGGCAUCAGAAGGCGAUUUCCCUAGUUCCGCCGCCUUGAAAAAUGCCAAGCUUGGGAUCUCCAUCCUAGAAAACCUCUCCUUAAGAAGGAGUAGCUGGCCCGAGACCUGCAUUGACGCUAUCAGAGGCAUGGAAUUUGCUCUCAGUGCGAAGACAAACAGUGACUCUAGGCGACGUGAGCCAAGUCCCAACACAGUCAUAGACAAAGAACAACGAUCGUCUUAUGCAAACCCUAAUCAAACUUCUCCAUAUGAGCCGCUGGACACUUCUUGCCACGAUCUUGAUGUGUCGCACAGCACUCUCCGGAUCACCCCCUCGACGCCAAACAAUCACACUUCAGGCACCGAGAUGGUCGCACCUCCCUUAUCACAGGGCUUACUAAACUCCGAAGGUGGCCAAUCAGGGUUGUCAAAUGAUCUGCUCAGUAAUGACCGCAUAAAUGAGCAUGGACGGGAAUUAGCAGGACUCACGUCUCAUCUUCCAGGGGAGGUGGAUCUCACAUCAGCCAACCUCAUAUUUGGGGAGAUGAUGAUGCCCGAUAUCUAUGAAUCUAUUGCCACCGAGCAGGGUCUUGGUCUCGCGGGCUCUGAUCCUUCAACAUUGACCCCUUUGUGGAGUAUCGCAGAUGGGCCUCUCAGGAUUCAUGAGAACUAUACGUGCUAG
This is a messenger RNA of Aspergillus clavatus NRRL 1, 2169 nucleotides long. RefSeq names its product CeGAL family transcription factor. NCBI's taxonomy places the organism in Eukaryota, Fungi, Ascomycota, Eurotiomycetes, Eurotiales, Aspergillaceae. Bases 1 to 2169 code for a protein of 722 amino acids. Gene Ontology annotation, biological process: DNA-templated transcription. Gene Ontology annotation, molecular function: zinc ion binding; DNA binding. The record is from RefSeq and is a predicted model, not a curated record. The transcript has a single exon.